UAUAAUUUAGAAGUUAUAUGUGGUUUUCCAGGUUGUCAAUAGUCACAAUGGCUUCAACAUCAUUGGCCGAACAGCUCCAAAAGCUAUCGGCACCUCAGUCUUCCAUUUACAAUGAUCACAAGAAGAAAGCUUCAUUGCUAUUUGAUCCAAAGGAAGCUGCUUUAAAGGACAGAGACACUUUCUAUGAGAUUGGUUUGAGUGGACUCAACGAACUUAUAGCUCUAUAUGAGGGAUUUCGUGUCUAUGAAGGAUCUCUAUUCAGUCUUAACUCAAAAGAUUUUGAAAGAGCUGUUCAGAGUAAAGAGGUGAACCAAAAUCUUGAUCAGACCAUUGAAAAGUUCUUACUACAAUUGUCACCAUAUUUUUUGUUGCAAUCUGCUCAUAAAUCUUUAGAAUGGCUUGUGAACAGGUAUCACAUACAUCAGUACAACCAAAAUGCAAUAAUGGCGUUGAUAUUGCCUUAUCAUGGUUCAAAAAUAUUUGUUCGUUUCGUACAAAUUAUGGAGAUCAAUUCACCUACAAACAGGUGGAACUGGUUGUUACCGAUACAGAAAAACGGAGUGGCACUAGGCAAUCAAGUUUGGUAUAAUCAGUGUAUCUCUACAUCUGCAAUGUUGCAGUUUGUUGCCAAAAUGACUUUAAACUAUGUAAAAGAGUUUGGUGAGAGAUCAUCUCAGUUGAAUACAGUAUUUGCCUUUUUCUGUCAAACUGCUUUGGGUGUCAUAGAAAGUAGCAAACGAGUAACAGAGGCUACAAUCAGUGCACUCUUGCCUACUUUGAUAAAGGGUAUUGAAUCACCAAUUGUUGACUUUAGAUCAUCAGUUUAUAUUGUACUUGGGUUCUUAUUCACUAAAGCAUCUUUAAAAAGUGAUACUUUAAACGAAAUUAUUGAUAAACUGCUUACAACAGAAUUUGAUAUGACUUAUGAUGUCGCUAUAUUGAUCACUAUGGCAUAUACUUAUCAAACUCAUGUUACAAAGAUAUCUGAUACUAUAUUGAAUGAUAUUUCAUUAGACAUAAUGAAUAAUCUGUGCAGUUUUCUCAAAAGAUCAGUGGAACAUAAACAGAAUAUUCAACCAUUUACAUUAGCAUUCCUCUCCAGCGUACUACCGAUCAUGCAGAGUGAUACUGAAAACUUUAAGAGAUUCUGUCAGUUGCCACAGAUACUAAUUGAUGAAGUAAACCUUAAACAGCAACAUCCUGAAUCAGUAAUCAAGUGUGUUCUAGAUACAUUACAGUUUCAAAAAUGUAAUGAGAUACCUGAAGGAGAUGAAAGUGAUAUAGAAAUUAUUGAUGAAGAAGAUAAUUGCUCUAUAGAAAUAAUACAGUGGUACACAUCUAUUCUAAAAAAAUUAGAAAACAAAUAUCCAGAUGCAUUUGAUAGAGUUAUUAAAGAAGAAAUGAGUUCUCACAACAGUAAAGAAUCAUCUAAAAAGAAGUUGAAACUGUCAAAAGUGCUUGGUUUCAAACCUGCUAUUGCUCAUAAAGUUGGUGACACAUACUUGUUUGAAAAUCUUAACCAUAUAAAUCCUGAAUUAAGAUCUGAAGCAGUCAAAUAUAUUAGUAAAGAAUUUGAUACUCUUAAAAUUGAAAAUAUUGAUUUUGUUAAAGACUCAAUUAUAAGUAGAUUAAAUGAUGAUAACAUUGACGUAGUUAGUGUGGCUCUACAAAUACCUAAUAAACAUUUAAAUCAGAUAUUCAAUGCAAUUGAUUUGACUAACGUCUUUGUAAAGAUUGUAAAUAAAAAUUCAAGAAAAUGGCAAUCUGUUAUUGAUGUUGCUAUAAAAAAAAUUUGUUCCUUGGAAAUGCUUCCUGUGAAUCAAGAAACUGUAUUAGCAUUGCUACCACAUUUGUUUCCAUAUGACGAAAAUUCAGCUAAUAUUAUGUGGAACAUUGUGAAUUCAAGAUGGGGGCAAAAGUUCAAACUAACAUCUAUACUCAGAAAAGAACUUGACAGUCACAAAGAUAACUGUGAAGUAUUAAAUCAUAUCAUAUUCAAAUCAUUGUUUAUUGAUGGAGUUGUAAACUUUGGUGAUAUACUUGAUAUGAACCAACUGAACAAACAGAAUACUCUUGAAGUUUUUACCUUUUUACUAUUAAAGACUUGUUCUUUUAAAACUUCUACAAUAGAAGAAAUGACAGAAACACUUAAUCUAUUUCUUGAAUCUGUGGAAGUUGAAAAUAGAUCAAUAAUAUCAAGUAAAAAUGAUGAGACUUUUUCAAAUAAAGUCAUAUUAGAAUUCAUCAGGCUGUCAAAACAAAAUAAAAUAAUAUUCGAGGUAGUUGAGUACAUAUUUUCGAGAAUAAUAGAAAACAUGCAUGUCAACAAUAUACCUAAACCUUGGUGUAAUGUGUGUGACAGUUCAGAAGUAAUCCUUGUGAGAAGAUUAUAUGAAAUCUUUAUUACUGGAUGUUCCAUUUCUACUUACGAGAAGCGAUAUGUUAAACUCUUACAUCAAUUAUUAGUCAAGUUAUUCGGAAACGGGAAAGAGAGAUGCGAGUUUAUAGCUAAUUUUGGCUGUGGUCACAUUUUAUAUGCUGCCGAUCGAAAAGAUGUGAUUGGUCCAGAACUACAACUGAGAAGCUUAAAAUUACUGAACAACUUUUUUGCUCUUCAAGAUCAUGAGUGGCUACUUGAAUCAGAUGUUGUUAUAUCGAUGAUUCUGCUUAACUUAAACAAUCCUCUUGAAGCUAUACGUCAAUGCACUAUUGAUUUAAUAAGUGAUCUUCUAAGAUUUAAUCCUGACAAUGGUAAAGUAUAUGUUCAGUUGUUAAAAGAACUUUUAGAACACAAGGAAGAGCUUUUGCUUGAUCAUGAACAGAUUCUGCAAGUUUUGCACACUAUUCUGUCGCAAACAACGCCAGCUAAGAAAAUUUUUAGAAAAAAUUGUAUCAUAAAAUUUGCAAAUAUUUUAACAUCAGGAACACCAUCAUAUGUGACGUCUAGUAUUCUUAAAUUGUUAGACAAGAUCAACUGUGCAACCACUUUUCCCACUUUUGUUCCAACUCUUAAUGCAUUGGAAAAGGUGUUAGUGGAAAAUAGUCUUAACCAGAAAUUCACUUUUAAUAUUUAUGAAUCUAAUUUGUUUAAAAACGUUUAUUGCCUAAUAAACGAAUCAACAAUAAUAACGCUCAAUAAAGAUCAUGUUUGGAACUCUAUUGAAUUAGGUCUGAAAGAAUAUAGAGAAUGUAUAAUGGAUGUAGCUCAUACAUUCACAAGUCCAAGUGUACUGAUUAUGAAACAAUUAGAUGAAGAUGUAUUCAAAAAGGUACCUAACGAUAAAUCUGGAAGUUUGGUUCGUUUGAUUGCGUCAGCCGGUGCUUUCAGUAAUAAUCCUACAAUUUCGAGCACUGCUGCAAAAACAAUGAAGAAGAUUCAUUUAUCUUUAAAUAAUUUUAAACCAAUAUUAGAGGGAAUGUUAAAUGUAGUUGAUCCAGCUGCGCAAGGACAAAAGAAGAAGAAAUCUUCAAUAACAAUGUUAUCUUAUCAAUUGACUGAAACUAAUGAAUGGAAAUUGGGAGUUACUAUGCUUGAAUACGUGCAAAAUAAGAAGAAGAUGUCUGUGGAUAACACUUUCGUGUUGUUAAUGUUUGAGUUGUUAAAUAAGUGCUUGAGAUUCGAAGAGCAAUCGUAUGUGGAAUAUACAAAACAACUCAUACUAUCCUCACUUUGGUACUAUUGCAAAAGAUUUGUCAAUGAUAAUAAUAAAAACCAAAUGAAGUCUCUCAAAUCUAAUUUUAAAGUCGAACUUGUAGUACAGUGCAUCAGGGGCACCCAAAAUCCACAAACUCAGCAUCACGCUUUAAUACUUUUGUCACAUGCUGCUUAUAUGUUGCCUGAACAAGUUCUCCAUCACACUAUGGAAAUAUUCACAUUUAUGGGCUCAUCAGUGCUUCGGCACGACGACGCGUAUAGUUUCCAGAUUAUUAUGAAAAUAAUUGAGACAUUGAUUCCGAUCCUUGUCAAACAGGACAAAGAUAUCCAAGAAUGUACGGAAAAGGAAUUACAGCAAUUACAAAAUCGUGUAGUACCAGUUUUGAGAAUAUUCGCCGACGUCGUUUUACAUGUGCCUGAACAUAGACGCCUUCCGUUAUACAAGCGUUUAAUAGAAACUCUUGGUCCCAGUCAUUUCCUCUGGGUAUUCCUGGCCUUAUUGUUGGAAACGCAUAUUGCACAUUUCAACGAUGACAAAAAGAAGGAUAAAAGCCAUAAUAGAACUCUAGCUGACCAAGAAUCACCAAUGACUAGAUUAGACUUUGGUCAGAACAUUCUUUUGGAAUUCCCUCCAGAAAUUUGUUUAGAAAACUUCAUUAAACUAAUGGGUUAUAUGAAAUCAUUACCAGUACAAAAAGAUGAGAAUUCUAUGGACACUGACGUCGAUCCAAGUGAUAUAUUUAGUGUUAAUGGCCACAGUGCGGUCCAACUGCGACAAUAUAAAUAUGUUGUCAUUACCUUCAUGAAUAAUUGUUUAGAGUCUUCAAGAUUUGUGCACCACAGUAGUCAAACUAGUGACAUCAAUCUUAUGGAAGGUCACUACAAAACAUUCAUUAUUAACAUAUUGACUUUCAUUCAGAGCAUUUCAAAACUAAAUGACGAAAAGAAUUCUAAAUAUUGGCGAGUAAUGUUACAUCACAGUUACGACCUUUUAGAUCAUACUAAUAAUUUGUUGUCUGCGCCAAUGUUCUUAUCGGUGGUACGAGGGCUCUUGAAGCACACAUUACAUGCAGUAAGACGGAAAUCUAUGGAAUUAUUAAAUUCUAAGAUUCAGUUCAGCUCCGGAAUAUUCGAUGAUGUAGAUAAGGAAUUGCUAUUUUCACUACUCUCUCCUUUAUUGGAUAUUAUAAAAACUAUUGAAAUUAAAGAUGACAGUCUAACAGAACUCGCUGCUCAAGAAAUUGAGGUGAAUCAGCAAACAGCUCUUUUAUCUUUGAAACUACUCACGAGAAUGUUGGCAUCUGAAAACCCUGAGCCAUUCAAACCUGUCUUAGAAAUAGUUACGGAAUACACUUGUAAUCCCAACAUUACUGGAAAUGUAAUGGCAUCAAUAGUGUUAUGCUUAGCAGAACUUUGUAGUAAUCUUAAAGCUCAUGCGCUGGCAAGCCUUAGGAAGUUCAUGCCAGCUCUAAUUAAAGUGCUCAAGAAACAGAGACAGACGGAAACUCCCGAAUUGAUACUUCUAAGUACUGUGACGGCGAUAUCUAAGAUUGUCGAAAGUUUGCCGUUGUUCCUAAGUCCUUAUCUGCAGAAGAUAUUGUAUGAGUAUGCUAUAUUGUCAGCAAAAUGGCAAACCUUUGAUCAGGAAUGUAGCAAAGUCUCAGCUGUUGUGAAUAAAUUGGUAAAUAUCAAGAAGAAGAUAGCUAGUUCUGUUCCACCUAGGGUUUUGAUACCAGUAGCAAACGAGACCCAUCAAUCGCUAUUGGAGAAAGAAAAUUUCGAAGCUGUUGGCCCAAUAAUGUCAGUUUUAGCAGAGUGCUUCUCGAACAUGACUACAGCUGAUUUCGCUACAUUACAACAGGAUUUGACGACUUUCUUCUUAUCAGCGCUAGAAUUACGAACUGAUGCAACAGACAAGGAUGUAGAAAAUAAUGUUAUUAACAAUGCAGAGGAUGAAGUCGUAAAUGCAUUAGUUCGUUUGGUACUUAAGCUUUCCGAAACCAGCUUCAGACCAUUCUAUUUUAAAAUCUAUGAUUGGGCAAUAAGAACUAAUGUUGAUGGUCGGAAAGAUAGAGCUAUUACUUUUUACAGAUUGAGUAGUGCUAUUGCUGAUCAGCUGAAAGGGCUAUUCGUUCUUUUUGCUGGACAUUUCAUUAAAAAUGCUGCAGAACUAUUAGAUUCUUGCAAUAACAGCAAAAGUGAAGAUCUUUUCCUGGACUCUGAGGAAAAAUGCUUGGAACUUAUAAAGUAUAUUAUAAAAACUCUUCAUAUAGUGUUCCUGUAUGAUAGUCAAAAUUUCUUGAACAAGGAGCGAUUCGAAACUCUGAUGCAGCCUGUUGUUGAUCAAUUGGAAAACACUUUGGGUGGCAUUGAGGCUCUUAAGACGAGAGCAGCAGAGUUGUUGAUUCCUUGUAUAUCACAAUUCGCUAUUGCUACCCAAGAUGAUUCACUGUGGAAGCUGCUUAAUUACCAAAUUCUCUUGAAGACCAGACAUAAUGAUGGUGAUAUCAGACUAAUUGCUGUCGAUUGUUUGGUUGCUAUGGCCACUCAGCUCGGUAGCAGCUGGCUGCCACUCCUGGCUGAGAGCGUUCCCUUCUUGGCUGAACUUCUAGAGGACGGCGAUCAAAAAAUAGAGACGUCCACUAAAGAUGCAAUUAGGAAACUCGAACAGAUACUUGGAGAACCCCUUGAAAAAUACUUUUAAUUAGUUUAACUAUGCUCACUAUAUACUGACAAUAAAGCUGUUGAAUUUG
Molecule: messenger RNA, 6408 nt
Organism: Diatraea saccharalis (sugarcane borer)
Lineage: Eukaryota; Metazoa; Arthropoda; Insecta; Lepidoptera; Crambidae
Source: the annotation of a GenBank genome assembly